Messenger RNA from Diabrotica balteata, 1743 nucleotides. The record is from the annotation of a GenBank genome assembly. Lineage: Eukaryota; Metazoa; Arthropoda; Insecta; Coleoptera; Chrysomelidae.
UAACUAAGUGGAAAUGAAAAUUUUAUUGAAAAAUAUGAUUAAAUUGCUUAUUUUAUUAGUUGGGUUAGGUUUACAGGUUUCGUGUGAAAAUCCAAUCGUCGAUUUACCCAAUGGACAAAUUAGAGGCCGCCAAGUAUCAGCACCAGCUGUAGAGAAUUUCAAAUAUUAUGCUUUUCUGGGAAUCCCAUAUGCAGCGCCACCUGUUGGAAAACUGCGAUUUCAGGCACCUCAACCACACAGCAAUUGGACGGGAGUUUUUGAAGCCACUGAUAACUCGAAGAUCUGUAUUCAAGUGGGACUGAAACAUGCCCAUGCUUCAGAAGAUUGUUUGUAUCUCAACGUUUAUUCUCCAGAAUUGUCACCUUCCCAGAAGUUACCAGUCUUGGUCUUUAUACACGGAGGAACUUUCAGACGGGGUAGUGCAUUUGCAGGCUACAAGGCACCAGCAUUUUUAGUCAAAGAGGGCAUUAUUGUUGUCACUAUAAAUUACAGACUAGGACCGUUUGGUUUCUUGACUAGUCAGGAUAACGCAAUGCCCGGCAAUUACGGAUUAAAGGAUCAACAUUUUGCUUUAAAAUGGGUACAGCAAAAUAUCCACUUAUUUGGUGGUGAUCCAGACCAGGUCACUAUUUCAGGUCAAAGUGCGGGAGCAGCUUCUGUCGCCUUUCAUAUUAUGAACCUAAAAUCAGAAGGACUAUUUAGAGCUGCCAUAGCCCAUAGUGGUUCUGCACUCAACAAUUGGGCCUAUCAACAUAAUGGAAGAGAUAUAGCAUAUGGUAUUGCUGCAGAAAUAGAUUCUAAUUUUACAAGAGACAGAACCACCGAUGAACUACUAGAAUUUUUAACAAAUGUUCCUGCUUCUGAUAUCGAAAAGACAGCGGAUAAAUUUAGCGCUUUCGCUCCUGCAAUAGAAGUUCCUAACGAUGACUCAGUAUUUGCUAAUCUGAUUUACGAUGCUGCUACAUUGAAAUAUUUUAAUAAGGUUCCCCUUUUGAUCGGAAUUAAUUCGGAAGAAGCUGUAUUUAAAGCUAAAGAUCUACAUUCAUUGAAAAAAGAAGCCGCAGGAGUUGAUAAAGAUCCAAGUAAAUUAGUUACAUUUGAAGUCUUACCAUACAACGAUUCAAUGCAGUCACUUGUGGGCAAUAAAAUUAAAAACCUUUACGUGGAAGAACAAACUUUCGAAGAAAAUCUUGGAAAAUAUUUACAGUAUUUUGGAGACAACAGGUAUAUGAGACCCGUAAUUAAAUUCGCUGAACUGAUUUCCACAGCUGCUAGCGUAUAUUUCUACCAGUUUUCGUAUAGUGGAAAAUUGGGAGGCAACGAUGUUUCUUAUCCAGGUAUUGGAAAGGUUGCACAUGGUGAAGAUUUGAAUUAUUUGUGGGUUUACCACGAUGACUACACAAGUUUUCCAGAUUCUGAUCUUGUUACAUUAAAGAGAUAUGUGCAAAUAGUGGCAAAUUUUGUUAAAAAUCUAGAACCUUCAAUUUCCGAUGAAACCAUAAACUGGCCAUUAGUACAAUCUGGAUCUAUUUCUUACCUGGAUAUUGACGAAAAAUUAUCUAUUAAGAAAAAUCCGAGAGAGUUUUCGUACUCAAAAUGGGAAGAUAUUUUCAGCAAUUAUGCAAGAACUCCGUAUCUAAGUUACUAGUAGAAUAGAAUAAUUUGUAUUUUAAAAUUACCUCCAUAUUUGUCAAAUAUGUAUAAAAAUCACUUUAUAAAAAUAAACAAAUGCAUGUUUUAUUA